Molecule: messenger RNA, 885 nt
Organism: Guillardia theta CCMP2712
Lineage: Eukaryota; Cryptophyceae; Pyrenomonadales; Geminigeraceae
Exons: 1
Coding region: 1-885 (294 amino acids)
Source: RefSeq, a predicted model, not a curated record
AUGUAUGAAACACAACUCAACAGUAUCUCUGGAAAACUAGAUCAAGCUAUAUGGCAUGCUUCCUUCACUGAGAAAAUUGAGGGCAAUUUUGAUUCUUGCAUUUGUGUUGAUUCCCUCAGUAGCUGUCACGCCAACGGUUUGAUGGACAUUGACAAUUUUGAGGUUGAGAGGGCUGAAGAUACAAGAGUUGCAAAGGGUUCUUAUUCAACGUGUUCAAGUCAAGCAUCUUCUAGUCUUCAGCCCGAAACAACUAUAGCCUGUGACCAAGAAUAUGAACGACCAGCCAACUUCCCCUCAUCCAGUUACUUGUUCAGUCCGAGAUCGAUUGGGAGCAAAGUUUCUGAUGAGUUGUCCCAAUGUCAGACCUAUGAAAACAUGGACUCGCCAUGCUACAGGGAUUCACUGCGAAACUUCUUGAGCUCGGUCAAGCCUGCUGAAGAGCACGAUGCUUUCUGCAUGGAGCCUGGUUGUAAAUGUGAGAACGCUCAAUUUUCUUUUGAUGAUCUCUUCGUGCUGGAUGAAGAUUCCGCUGGAUUUCAACGCUUGUCAGAUGACGGAAUGAGACGGAGAAGGUUCAGACUUUUGGACACCCAGGAACAGACCAAAGUGGAGUAUGUGCAGACGCUUGACAAGCAAAUAGAAACCUUGAUUCUGUCGCGAGCUGCAGUCACAGGGAAACAAAGGGCAAUCUAUGACGCUCACCUCUGCUUGAAUCUUCAGCUUCUGCUUGCAGACACCAAGGACGCUUUGCUCGUAAUCGACGGGCUCUUGAACUCUGUCUGGUACUGCGAAAAGUGUGAGGCAGGCCUCUUUGCUCAUAAGAAGUGGCAGCCCAAGCCAAGGCUUAGGCAGUAUAUGAUUUCUCGACGAAAGACCGUUCUGUAG